Molecule: messenger RNA, 882 nt
Organism: Entamoeba dispar SAW760
Lineage: Eukaryota; Evosea; Mastigamoebida; Endamoebidae
Product: zinc finger protein DHHC domain containing protein, putative
Exons: 1
Coding region: 1-882 (293 amino acids)
Biological process (GO): protein targeting to membrane; peptidyl-L-cysteine S-palmitoylation
Cellular component (GO): Golgi apparatus; endoplasmic reticulum
Molecular function (GO): protein-cysteine S-palmitoyltransferase activity
Source: RefSeq, a predicted model, not a curated record
AUGGAAAGAUUCCAACAAGAACAACAAAUAGGAAAUAACUCAUUACAAACACCUAAAUUCCUUCAAUCAAAAAAUAAGAUAAUUCAAAAAUUUAGAUUUUUUGUUGGACUUAUUCCAAUAUUUAUUCCAGUAUUAUUAGUUGGGAUGUAUUUACUUUUCUUUAGCUUUAUCUUUAAAUAUGUUAAAGAAUUAUUUUCAAUAUCAUUUGUUAUUUUUAUAUUUCUAUGGUCACAUUAUAAAUUAUAUUGUUUAUUAUAUCAUUGGUUUAAAUCAUAUACAACUAAACCAUUUAUUAUUCCAAUUAAUUAUUAUCACUCUUUAGUAAAUAAUUCUAAUUUAAUUGAAUUUUGUGAUAUUUGUAAUCAACAAAAAUAUCCAAGAACUCACCACUGUUCAGUUUGUAAUCAAUGUGUGGUAAGAUAUGACCAUCAUUGUGCUUGGUUAAGUUGUAUUGGAUUACAUAAUAUUAGACAUUUUUAUUUAUUUCUUUAUCAUGGAACUACAACUACAUUAUUAGGAUUAUAUAUGUUAAUAGUUAUUCUUUAUAAUAAAAAAGGAAAUCAAGAAUUUUAUUUUAAAUCGGUUUUAUUAAUAACACUUGUUUUAGCAAAUUUAUUUAUUACUUGUUUAUUACAAUUUAUUAUACAAACUGUAAUGAUUUCUGUUAAUGAAACAAUGGUCGAUAUGAUUUCUACUAUUAACUCAUUAAUUAAAAAUAAAACUUUAAUUUUACCUUAUUAUAUUUCUUUAAUUGAAAAUUGGAGAGACGCUUUUCUUGUAAGAAAAGACCUUUCUCUUUUAUGGUAUUUUCUUCCAUACACCCCUUCUAUUAAAUAUAAUAUAACUGUUGAUGAUCUUGACUCCAUUGAAAUUGAUGUUUAA